Molecule: messenger RNA, 3327 nt
Organism: Cottoperca gobio
Lineage: Eukaryota; Metazoa; Chordata; Actinopteri; Perciformes; Bovichtidae
Product: protein shisa-like-2A
Exons: 3
Coding region: 96-599 (167 amino acids)
Source: RefSeq, a predicted model, not a curated record
CACACUGGUGGGUCUAACUGCACCUCCACGCUGCAGGGCUCUUCUUCUGCGGAUGAGACGUGUGUUUUCUUCUUAAUUCACUUCCCUGCUGCAACAUGAGCGCUGAAUGCAGCAGUUACUACAGCGCUGAUGGUGUGUUUGUGGACGGGUUCUCGUGCCCCAGACCGGGAAAUGCCGCCGCUGCUGUCUACUGCUGCGGAUUUAAUGAUGUCAAGUACUGCUGUGAUGAUCCCAACAGCUUCUUCCCGUAUGAUUACGGAUACAUGUGGUGGCUGAGUAUCGGUGCUCUGGUUGGUCUAUCCAUUGCAGCGGUGGUCCUCCUUGCCUUCCUCAUCACCGUAUGUGUACUCUGCUACCUCUUUAUUGCCACCAAACCAAGUCGUCUUGACAACGGACUACCCCUCAGAGCACCAGCAGGAGAUCCCAGUGGGGAAUCCAGUCAUUUGAGAGCAACCUGUGUCUCUGGUCCGCAGGGAUUCAGAAAACACUUCAUGAGCAGGAAGCUAGAUUGUGAUAACCAGCCGCCAGACCCCGAGCUCCUGUUCCAGAGGUGUUUCACAGCUACAGUUCCAGGAAUGAAAGUGGAAAAUCCUUCAUAGGCCGCUGAGAGACUUCUUGUUCAUAGAUGGGGCCAGCAAUCCAGAGUAAAAGAGUCAGUAAAUGACCGCGCUGCCAGGGGAGGCGAGGACACUGGGAGGAGCAGCAGCUCACAUAUGGUGCGCAUGGGAGUCAUGCUGGUGAUUAUCAAAGAACCCCUCUACACAAUGAAGUCUCUGAAAAGCCUUGACUGAAAAUCUUCACACACUAGAUUUCUUUCCUCCUCAUAGCUGCAAAAGUAAUGUUUCAGUAACUGGCAGCAGUAACUGAGAACAUACGGAGAGAAAUGAUCUAUACACCAUCUCCUUGGAAGAUAAUGUUUUUGAGUGGCCUCUAGAAAGCGAACACCUUGCUGAAUAAGUAAGGCACAUGCUAGUGCAACUGGGGACGGAGGCCGAUCCAGUUAACGCUCUGGAUGUACAGAUGUACUGGAUGUUCAUGUGUAUCUAGGAAAGAUGCUGAAGAUGUGGCUUAGAGCAAGAAAAAAAUACCCUGACACCCCAAGACAACAGUGGAGUCUGGCCAGCCAGGCCUUUAAGUCACGGCACGCCCUGGUGAAGUAGGGUGGUGUCGACUUGUAGCCACAUCUGCUACAUUUUACUCAGGGACUGAAGGAUUUGUGAGGAAGAUCUACUGUGUAAUGAGAGCAAAAUGAAAGCGUUGGUUAUUUGUUCAAAUGCUUGAAAUGACCUAUGGUUACUGAAAAGGGACCACUAGGUUGGGGUCCUCGUCUGUCUCCUAUCAACAGUCAGAGCUGGGCUGCAGUCAAAUAUUCAAAUAAAUGAAUUUCUUUCUUUCUUAUUUCUUUUCCUAACAGCUUUUCCUUGACCUGAAUUGGUCAACAGACACAGUCAUAUGGGUCGAUGGGAGGACAUGGAAUGUGAAGUUUCUACUUAGCUGCAGCUCCCAACAAUGGACGUUACCAGCCUACUGAUACUAGUCUACUUUGUAUAUGAUAAAUGAUGAUAAAGAUGGUUGUUUUUUAUGACAAACACAAAAGCUUUCUGACCAAUUAAAUGAUUUAAAACUAACCUACUCAAGGAUACAUUAUCUGUCCUAAAACAAUAAAGGCAUGUUGAGUACAUUAAAAGUAUUAGACCUAAAACAGUCCAAAAAUAUUAGUAAAAAUCUACAACUCUCUCCUAAAGUCAAAUUUGUGAUGUCGUCAAGUAUGAAGUCUGGAUCUGCUCCAUAGACAAUGAAUUGUGAAAAAUGUUAUAGAUGGAUGUGAAUGUGCAAAAAAACAACAACCCUGCAGUACCCCCUGUUGAAGACCUAUGGCAUAGGUCUUAUGCCAUAGAAUAUAUAAAAGAAGUGGACCGUGACUUCCCCCAAUGGUUUGUGGUCUAUGGGUGGUCUAAAGACUCGAGUUGGAAAUUUUGGCCGUCGCCAUCUUGGUUUUUGGAACAGAAGUGACACAAGAGGGUGGAGCUAAUUACAAUUCAACACUGAACAAGACAUUUUUAGGUGACUAAAAUGUUAUAAUUCACUUUAAUGAACUGAAAACACUGUGAAAGGGUUAAAGUAAGACAAAAAUAUAGACUUUACCGAGACUAGACAACACCGUGUUAGCGACUUGUUAAUCAAAAGCUAGCCCCACCCUUAAGCAUAACUUUGCUUCAUCGUCUAUUUAACUCUAAAUGGGAGCAUCAUUUUCAAAAUGAACAUCAUAUUGUAUUGAAGAAGACAUGAAACUAGAGAUUGAGACCAUAAACGCAUUAGGAAAAUGUUUACUGAGGUAAUAAAUCAAGUGAGAAGUCGGGUCAUUUUCUCAUAGACUUCUAUACAACCAAACUUAUUUUGCAAGUGGAUCCUCCUCCUGCUGGCCGUUAGAAAGAAUGCAGGUUUAAGGCCCUUCGGCUUUACUUAUCAGUCAGAGGUUGCGGCUUACAUGAGGAAAUAACUGUUGAAUAACUUCUUAUCUAAUACAUACAUUUACAGUACAUUUGGAUUACUAUUUCAUAUCCAAACACAUCUCUUAGUAAAUGGCAGUAUAACACUGCAUAACCUGCAAUGUCAUUAAAUGUUACACAAGCCUUUUAGCUUUUGUCUGAAGAGUUAGGAUUGCUUUACAGUGUCACUGUGUGUUUACAGUGCCAUACAUAAGAGAUCAAAAAGCUGCAUUUCUGUGGACCCACUUACAUACAAUCUACUGAUAGCCUAUUCCUUGUCAAAACUUUCAAGUGUCCUUGUUUUUGUAACUCAGAAUGGUAACGUAAGUAUUUAUAAAUUAAUGCAGAAUGCCAUGUAUUGUGUUCGUGAAUACAUUUUGCUUGUGUAAUUGAUUUACAGAAACUGACCUCAAUUUUGAAUGUCAACACUUGUGUCCUUUUUUUUAACAGUCUGUUAUAAAUAUAUUAAAAUGAACUUUAGACUUAAAGGUUAUUCUAACAGUAUGUUCAUAAAUGUCUGUACGAGUUAUGGAAUUUUACAAUCUAUCAGCAGCUGGUAUGUUUUGUCAAAUGUUGAGAUGUUGUGAGGAAUUCAGUUUCUGUUGUACUCAUGUUGAUAAAAGCAAUUUCCCAUUGGUAAAUGUCAGCACAAAGGUGUGCUCAUAGUAAUCAUCUGUAGCAUACAUGUACAUUGCAAUCGAUGUUAGAGGAAAAAAAGAGAUUCAUUUUAUUUUCGUAUGAUCUCCCUAUAUGUUUGAUGGCAGUGUUUUUAAAACGCUGAGUGUACAGAGUUAUUUAUUGAUACAGUUCUUCAAAGAGCAUCAAUAAAAUCUGAAUC